This is a messenger RNA of Knipowitschia caucasica, 1215 nucleotides long. The record is from the annotation of a GenBank genome assembly. NCBI's taxonomy places the organism in Eukaryota, Metazoa, Chordata, Actinopteri, Gobiiformes, Gobiidae.
AUGCUUGAAGCGCGAGGUCUCAGGGGCACUACCGUAUGGCGGGAGAAACCUCCUCAGAAUCUACCCGGCCACUUUGCUGCAGCAGGCCCCCGAUCCAAGAACGGAUCACCCAACAAAGCUGCCCCCUCGAUGACCAUUCCCAACAUCUUGGACAGUAAAAGGCGUCCUGUCGGGGCAGGUACCAAAGCAGAAUCCACAACAAACUUGAGAAAACAGGGGGGGGGGGGGGGGGGGGGGGGGGGGGGGGGGGGGGGUGGGGGGGGGGGGGGGGGGGGGGGGGAGGGGGGGGGGGGGGGCUACCUGCCCUUUAACAUAAAACACAUUUGUUUUGAAUAUGAGCAUAAGUGGGAUUCCAUCGAGGGGCACAGCUUUGGUUGGGUAGAUCCGUUCAUGAGGGGGCGGCUGCAAGGCAAAGAGCCGGCUGAGGAGACUCGGCGCCGUAUCGACUCCGGUCCGACACACGGCGAGGCGGGGAAACACAAAGUGGGUGAUCUAAAUGCAAAUGUACGGAGUGAUACAUGGGAGCAGAGGGAGCAGAGGGACCGCAGUGAUACCGACAGCUCAGAGGACCGCAGUGAUACCGGCAGCUCGGAGGACCGCAGUGAUACCGACAGCUCGGAGGACCGCAGUGAUACGGGCAGCUCAGAGGACUGCAGUGAUACGGGCAGCUCAGAGGACCGCAGUGAUACCGGCAGCUCGGAGGACCGCAGUGAUACCGACAGCUCGGAGGACCGCAGUGAUACGGGCAGCUCAGAGGACCGCACUCGGAGGACCGCAGUGAUACCGACAGCUCGGAGGACCGCAGUGAUACCGGCAGCUCAGAGGACCGCAGUGAUACCGACAGCUCGGAGGGACCGUAGUGAUACGGGCAGCUCAGAGGACUGCAGUGAUACGGGCAGCUCAGAGGACCGCAGUGAUACCGGCAGCUCGGAGGACCGCAGUGAUACCGGCAGCUCAGAGGACUGCAGUGAUACGGGCAGCUCAGAGGACCGCAGUGAUACCGGCAGCUCGGAGGACCGCAGUGAUACCGGCAGCUCAGAGGACUGCAGUGAUACGGGCAGCUCAGAGGACCGCAGUGAUACCGGCAGCUCGGAGGACCGCAGUGAUACCGGCAGCUCGGAGGACCGCAGUGAUACAGGCAGCUCAGAGGACCGCAGUGAUACGGGCAGCUCAGAGGACUGCAGUGAUACCGACAGCUCGGAGGGACCGCAGUGA